AUGAGAACGUCGACCACUCCGCUCAUAUACCCCUUGAGAGCCAACAACCCCAGUUUAGGCAUGCACAUGUCGCUCAACCCAUGUGGGAGACACAUGAAGUACCCUGAGAUCACACUCUGGCCAACUUUGAGCCUUACCUUGGAUAUGCCACUGAGGGGCAAGCAUUUGGUAGCAUACCCCAGCCAAACACCUCGGGGGGCCCUCAGUAUCGCCCACAACCACAACUUCAACCCUUACAUUUUUUCGGUGGGAAGAUUGCCUCCUGCCAUAGUGGAAAGGGAAAAAUUUGAUCACAUAGAAGAAAGGUUGAGGGCCAUUGAAGGAAGUGGAGACUACCCUUUUGCCAACAUGGCGGAAUUGUGCCUAGUGCCCGACGUCAUCAUUCCUCUGAAGUUCAAAGUGCUAGACUUUGACAAAUACAAGGGGACUACUUGCCCCAAUAACCACCUGAAAAUGUACUGCCGGAAGAUGGGGGCGUACACGAAGGACGAGAAACUCUUGAUGCAUUUUUUUCAAGAGAGUUUGGCUGGGGCAGCUAUCACUUGGUACACUAAUAUGGAAUCUUCCUGGAUUCACUCCUAG
This is a messenger RNA of Glycine soja, 582 nucleotides long. RefSeq lists its product as uncharacterized. The record is from RefSeq and is a predicted model, not a curated record. NCBI's taxonomy places the organism in Eukaryota, Viridiplantae, Streptophyta, Magnoliopsida, Fabales, Fabaceae. The coding region runs from base 1 to 582 and encodes 193 amino acids. The transcript has a single exon.